AUGAAAAAGAUGAUAAGUAUUAUAAAGAGAUUUCUCAGAUUUUAUUUUUUAAAGUGGAUAUUAGACUAAAAUCUAAUAAUUCUAAUAAUUUAAAUUUAUUAAAGAAUUUUUAUAUUAAUUUAAAUGAAAAUAAAAGCUUUUUGUCUUUUUAGUAUUUUGGAGGGGAAAAUGAAACUAUUUAUAGGGAAAAAUUCAAAGAAAAUUUUCAAAAUUAUUUGUGUUUACUUGAAAAUUACUUCGAGAAGUAAAAUAUUAUUGUCAAUUUUAUAAAAAGGAAUGCCUUUUAGAAAUUUAACUUAAAUGAAGAUCAACUUUUAUAAUAGUUUUUACAGAUUAUGA
This is a messenger RNA of Ichthyophthirius multifiliis, 339 nucleotides long. RefSeq lists its product as hypothetical. NCBI's taxonomy places the organism in Eukaryota, Ciliophora, Oligohymenophorea, Hymenostomatida. The record is from RefSeq and is a predicted model, not a curated record. The transcript has a single exon.